Molecule: messenger RNA, 849 nt
Organism: Hyaloscypha bicolor E
Lineage: Eukaryota; Fungi; Ascomycota; Leotiomycetes; Helotiales; Hyaloscyphaceae
Exons: 3
Coding region: 1-849 (282 amino acids)
Source: RefSeq, a predicted model, not a curated record
AUGUUAGGGAAUGGAGUCAAACAAAGGGAACAUACAGAGCAAGAAGUACCAGGCGCGGAAGAUAUAGAACAGGGGGUCGCGCCGGAUGCGUUGAGAAAGAAUGGCCGAGCUGAAUUCAUCGAGGUGGAAGUCGCGGCAGAAGAAUUGGUGGUCUCUCAGUCUCAACUCACAAGAGAUAAAAAUAAACUUCAAGGACAAACCCCCAUUGUCGAAGAAGAUAUCGCUAUGACGACCGACAUUUUUCUUCCCAUUCCAGUCCCAACGGACUAUCCCGAGAUCAAAUUCAGACCCCUCAUCCUCAAUUACAAGGUCCUGAUCGGCAUCCUCGCCUUCAACAUCCUCUGCGCAUUGGUGAACAAACACUGGGUAGUUGAUUGGAUUUCCUUCAUAUAUUUCUUUUCGCCGACAUUUCCCGUCUUUGUCGGUGGCAUUUUCGUGAUUACGAACACCGGGAAGCGAGUAUACUUCUCCAUAACUCCAGCGAUGUUCUAUCUUGUUUUUGCAUAUCUUGUUAUUUAUGAUAUAUCUGUCCCUCUGGCCUGGCCAUGGCGAGAUCGCAGAUUGGUGCGAUAUCAUGACAGCAUCGCAGAUUAUGCUUCGCUGUUCUAUGCUAGCCAUCUCCUCUAUGAUCCAGAUUCGAAGUGUCACUUUGGGCUGGGUGUUGCAACUUUGAAUGUGAGAGCAGGUGAGGCACAACACGUAUUUUUCGUGGUUUAUGAUAAAUCAUACUGGAAGGAAAUGGCAAUAAGGACAAAAUUAUCAAAGAAAGCAGAACGAAGACAAGAAAUCGAGGAGAGACGACGAAAGAGAAGGCAGAAUGGGAACCGAUUUCAAGAGGAUGUUGUCUAA